Encephalitozoon hellem ATCC 50504 is the source of this 600-nucleotide messenger RNA. RefSeq lists its product as uncharacterized. The record is from RefSeq and is a predicted model, not a curated record. Lineage: Eukaryota; Fungi; Microsporidia; Unikaryonidae. The transcript has a single exon. Bases 1 to 600 code for a protein of 199 amino acids.
AUGGAGCAAGAGGCUGUUAGGAAGAUGAAGGAGGGUGACUUUGAGGGAGCUCGGAAAAUCAUUUUAGAUAUCGAGGACUGUAUUCGUGCCGAGCCAUCUCUAUAUAGUAGGAAGAGUCUACUGGAGAAAGUUGCAAGAUUAAAGGACAUCUAUAACGCCCAUGACGUUUUGGAGGCGCCUACCAUUCCAUUCAGAAACUACACCUCGUUCAAGAAACAAGAAAAUGGAUUAGAUGGAAUCAAAAGUAAGAGAUAUAUCAAGGAUGUUAAUGAUGGUGUGGUAUCCAUUGAGGAUUGUAUAGAAGUUGUUAUUGAAAAUUGCUGCAAUACGGUGUUUUCACAUUUUAGGUGUGACAAGUCUGUAGUCCUAAACAAUAUCAAAAACUGUAAGGUUUCUUGCAGUGGGCAUCAGAUCAGAGUAAAUGGAUGCCAAGAUGUUGAACUUGAGGUUCAUACAUCCACAGGAGUGUUCCUCCAAAAUUCGAAAGGGAUAGUAGUUAAGAAAUAUGGAGCCGAGAAGAACAAUAAGUUUGAGGAUGUGUAUGACUUUUCAAGCCCCUUUGAAAGCAGAAAUUAUACAAUCUUUUCAAACCAAGAGUGA